Felis catus (domestic cat) is the source of this 2213-nucleotide messenger RNA. Its product is annotated as olfactory receptor 13F1. Gene Ontology annotation, cellular component: membrane. Gene Ontology annotation, biological process: G protein-coupled receptor signaling pathway. The transcript has a single exon. Gene Ontology annotation, molecular function: G protein-coupled receptor activity; olfactory receptor activity. NCBI's taxonomy places the organism in Eukaryota, Metazoa, Chordata, Mammalia, Carnivora, Felidae. Bases 1079 to 2062 code for a protein of 327 amino acids. The record is from RefSeq and is a predicted model, not a curated record.
CUCCUUCAAUCUAAAGGAGAAACUGUCAACAUUAUUCAUUCUCCUUAACUUUUUUAAAAUUAGCCAGCUUGACUGAUUUUAUAACACAAUCAGGAGCAGAGAAAAUUUCCCUUCCCAAAGAUAGUGUAGAUAGGAAUAUGUUUAUUUCUUGUUUGAAUAACACUGCAAUUAUAACAGACCAGUUACUGACUAUAAUUGGAUCUAUGGGACAUUAUCCCUGGAGUUUCAGAAUUUUAAUUCUGCACAAAUAGAGUUCUAAGUUUAAUUUGCUACAUGAAUUGGAAACUUCUCAUAAGCAACAAAAAGCUUAAAUUGCCUUAUAGUGCCAAUAGUUGGUCUUUUGAAGGAUGAUUCUGGAGCACAGAUGCCAGGCAAAUUCUAGCUAUAUGAAAGAAAUAUCUAUAUAUGUCUACCACCAUGAGAAUAUCUGUCAUCAUCUUCCUGGGUUUGAAAUGGAAACUGUGGACUUGUGUUGAAAUGUCCAAGGUUUUUGGUUAAUUAAUCUAUGACUGCAGAAAUUUAUAACUUUUUUUGACUCACUGAAUCUCCCAAAUUAUUUUGGACAGAAUUCCAGGAGUGACAGAAAAUAUGAUAAGCUUGGAGAGCAAAACAAUUCCUAAGUAAGAAGACUGUUACCAAACUAGGGUAAGAAAAUAAUUCCAAUGGUUCAGGUAAAUUAAUGACUUAGCUAUAGAUCAAUUACGAAUGUGAUUUCAGGAAAAAAAAGAAUGCAUAAGAUUAUUUCUUUCAUCAAUCUCUCAUGAUGUUUAUGAAAUAAACCUCUCCCUUCCUAAUACUGCCAAAAAAUCUUGUAUCAAAAAUAACAGCUUGAGGAUUUACCUGUUGACUUCCUACUUGAAAUUUUCCUAAUUAAUGACAAAUUCCUUCAAAUAUAUAUUACUAUCACCAAACUGGAGAAGCAUUUGACUACACAGACUACAAGUCUAUAGCAUAGACUACAAGUUCAUAUGAAGAAAAAAAUGCCAGAAAAUACGAAGGGAGGGGAUCUUAUGUUUUAUAUAUAAUAUAUGAUGUUAAUCUUUCUGUGCAUAUAUACAAAUGAAUAUGACAUAAUAAAAUGUUUCAGGGAAAUUUGACAUCUGUAACAGUUUUUUUCCUCCUGGGAUUUUCCCACUACCCCAAAGUUGAGGUCAUUGUAUUUGUGCUGUGCUUGCUGAUGUACCUGAUCACCCUGCUGGGUAAUAUCAUUCUGAUCUCCAUCACCAUCCUGGAUUCCCACCUACACAAACCCAUGUACUUCUUCCUCAGCAACCUCUCCUUUUUAGACAUCUGGUACACUUCUUCUGCUUUUACUCCAAUGCUGACAAACUUUGUUACAGGGGAAAACACUAUCUCAUUCGUAGGGUGUGUUGCUCAGAUGUACUUCUCUCUAGCUAUGGGUGCCACUGAGUGUGUGCUCUUGUCCUUGAUGGCAUAUGACCGAUAUGUGGCCAUCUGCAACCCCCUGAGAUACCCCAUCAUAAUGAACAGGAAGGUUUGUUUGCAGAUUGCAGCUGGUUCCUGGUUGACAGGCUACCUCACCACCCUGGUGGAAACAAUAUUUGUGCUGCAGCUCUCUCUGUGUGGUCAUAACACCAUCAAUCAUUUUGCUUGUGAAAUUCUGGCUGUCUUGAAACUGGUUUGUGUGGACACCUCCAUGGUGGAAUUACUCAUGCUGGUGAUCACCACACUUAUCCUUCCCAUGCCAGUGCUUCUAAUUUGUAUAUCUUAUGCAUUCAUUCUCUCCAACAUCCUAAGAAUUCGUUCAGUGGGUGGUCGAAGCAAAGCCUUUUCAACAUGUGCAGCCCACCUAACUGUGGUGGUUUUGUUCUUUGGGACAGCUCUCUCCAUGUACCUAAAGCCCUCAGCUGUGGAUUCACAGGAAAUAGAUAAAUUUAUAGCUUUGGUAUAUGGCGGAUUAACCCCCAUGUUGAAUCCUAUCAUCUAUAGUCUACGGAACAAAGAGGUGAAAGCAGCUAUGAAAAGGUUGCUGAUUAGAAAUCCUUUUGGUACUGUGUUAAUUUCUGUCCUCAAUAAUAUCAGAGCAAGCACACUCAUCUGAAUAAUCUCCAACAUUAUCCAGAAAGUUGCAAAAUAGUUCCUAUAAACCAAACCCUGGAAAAUACUCAUUUUUGAUAGUUCAACAUUAAGUUCAAUAUCUUGAUUUAUCUUGUAAAUAAAACUGCUGAAAUUAAUGAAUCAUUUAGAAAGAA